ACCUGGUUUAACGCCCCCAGCCAUAUGGCAUUGGCCAAGUACAGCCCUACGACAACAGGACACUACGGAAAUACCCAUCAACUGGUUUCCACAAUCUAGCGUCUAUUCCCCUGUUUCUCCGACCCCCUUCUCACAAGGAUGCUUUCGAAGCACCUCCUGAAGCCUAUCUUAUUCCUUUUCUCGUCCGUAUGGGCGGCGAAGGCAUUUUCCGUGUCGAUGGGAACAGCCUCUGAAUGCUCUCCAUUCACCAUCUCUUGGACGGGCGGACAAAGCCCCUUUGAGAUUGCUAUUUACCCCGCUGACAACCCCCCGAUUUUCUAUUCUGCGACAUCCUCACCUUAUACCAUUUCUCAACUUCCACUGUCACGAGGGACCCAGUUCGUGGUGAUGAUGUCUGAUGCAACCGGGUUCGCAACCGGGGGUACAACUGCAGUGCUGACGGUGGGGGAGCCCACCAGCAGCUCCAGCUGCAGCACUACCCCACCGUCCUUGAGUUACAUCUUCAUUGAUGAUACGUUUCCUCUCCAGCAAUGCGCACCCUUGGAAUUCAGCGGAUACCAGGGGGCGAUACUGCCUGUCACUUUUAUUGGAAUCAUUCCUGAGGGAGAGUCCUUUCGCAUUCAGUCCGAUGUGGCAACGAUGACCUACAAUUGGACGGCAGAUGUACCAGCCGGAACCUCGAUUAUGUUUUCGAUGUUGGAUGCUAAUAACAAAACAGGUGGCUGUUCUGCGCUUCAAACAGUGAACGGCUCGAGUGACGCUUCUUGCCUAAGCUCCAUCUCCCCUUCAUCUACUGGAAGCAUUCCGCAGUCAUCACAGUCGGGGUCUCCCUCUCCGUCUGCCAGCCAGACUGGUUCUAGCUCCUCAACAACCCUUUCUACUGCCGCCAUCGCUGGAGUGGUGGGUGGAUGUGUAGUUGCACUUGCUGCCCUGGUGCUCCUUGGCUUGUACCUUAUCCGUAGGACGCGCAAGGAUGAUACCACAUACUCUGCUCAUACGGCACCUAAUACGCCUUCUUUACAUCUGGGGGACUUUCGUCACAGCCCGGAUACAUCUGCGACUGCUUACCCAUACUAUCCCGUUCAGUACCAAAGUAACCUUGACCAGUCCUUCGCGCCGUCAGAUCACACUAUGCCCAGGAUGAAUCACCCUUUGGCGCAGGAGGCCUACAGCUUCCCCCGUGCUUCGGCAAACCUGCAGCGUGAUCCCUUUGCUGGCGCUCCCAAUUUUUCAGCCUACAACGAUACAGGCAUGCCGUCGGGACCGUCAUUUGCCGGGUACACGCGACACAAUGUUGUAGAACAUGCUCCGCCUACCGCAUCGCAGGCCAUCGACUUUUCGCCACAAUACCCGCGAAGGCCGGGGCCCGCAGCAGGACAACAAUCACCACCGCGGAGCCUCUCGUCAGGGGCAGACCUUGCCUAUGUCCCAAAGUCCUUCGAUCAAAUUCCCCGCCACUUGCUCCCGACAGGAUAGUAGUUAUGAUUCACGUCGUACUUAUAUACGGAAAAUCACGUUAGAUACCACAUUAUGUCUAGCUAACUCUUUGUAUUUUCGUUCUUCUC
This is a messenger RNA of Pisolithus orientalis, 1565 nucleotides long. RefSeq lists its product as uncharacterized. NCBI's taxonomy places the organism in Eukaryota, Fungi, Basidiomycota, Agaricomycetes, Boletales, Pisolithaceae. Bases 139 to 1476 code for a protein of 445 amino acids. The transcript has 5 exons. The record is from RefSeq and is a predicted model, not a curated record.